Messenger RNA from Harpegnathos saltator (Jerdon's jumping ant), 5362 nucleotides. RefSeq names its product transmembrane serine protease filzig (gene flz). The transcript has 8 exons. The record is from RefSeq and is a predicted model, not a curated record. NCBI's taxonomy places the organism in Eukaryota, Metazoa, Arthropoda, Insecta, Hymenoptera, Formicidae. Gene Ontology annotation, molecular function: serine-type endopeptidase activity. The coding region runs from base 1210 to 4977 and encodes 1255 amino acids. Gene Ontology annotation, biological process: proteolysis.
AGGCAAACAUCUCUAGCGAUUCCGUCAGCUGACCGGCUACACGACUCUUCAUCCGUCCGAUUCCGAACCGUCCGAAUUCCGCCAAAAGCGCCGCUCUUGCCCGCGCUGUCUCUCGAAAGAGGAUACCGCCGGGGGGAGGACCGCGACCGUUCGUCUGGUUUCCACGGCGUAUCGCGUAGCGUUUCCUGAAUGGGCAGACAGAACCUGGAGCGGCCAAGACGGCCGUUGGAUGAGUAGGACAGUGUGUCGCCAUCCUGCACGUUGGGGCCCCGUUCUUCUCCACGUGACCUGGCCACUGACCCACUUUGGUUUCUCCAAGUCUCCCCCUUCUCUCUUCCUCUUUCUCUCUUCCUCUCUGCUCUAUCUUUCUUUCUCUGACCGAUGGUGCCCUCUCUUCUUGCCCCUGCCCUUCUCUCUCUUCUUCUUCCUCCUCCUCCUCCUCCUUCACCGUUGCCACCUGUACCACCUCCGCCCCCUCGACAGCUCCUGUCCUCCGCGAAGCGGUCCCCCUUCUUCCUCUUCUUCGAUCGGACUACCGUCGAACGCGCCUCCGUUGCCUCCACCAUGAACGACCUCCACCACCGACCGGGCAUCAGCCACCACCACUGAUCUUCGUCGUCGAAGGCGCCGCUUAUGACUUAGCCAUGCGACUCCAGCACAUGCCGUGGCCAGACAGGUACCAUCCCGUUUGCUAGCCGGAUGGACGAUCGUCGCGCGGUACAGAUCGGUCGGAGCGCGUAAGAGUCAACAGACGAGACCGCCGGGGACGAGAGUGCCCUCGAUCGCCGAUGCUGACACGGUCGGCGAGUGCUCGGGGCGCGCGCGACACAGACGGAAUCCGAGGAUCGCGGGGAUCGCGAGCACCGACUCGAAAUCCGAUCUCGAGCAAGACCGCGACCGGGGCAGGUAGAUCCGCGAUCGGUAAUUGGCGUAGCGCGUGGUCGGCAAGCCGAUCGGCAAACCGCGACGAAGUUCAGUGAGGAAGUGCGGGAGGUAGAGCGGACGGUAGGAGGCAACGGUGAGCCCGGAAGGCAGGAGCUGAAGAAGGUAUCCGGAAGGGACGUUUUGAGCAGUGGCAGCAAGGGCAAGGUCGCGUUUUCUCUGCGCAGCGGAAGCGGACCGUCGGCGGAGCGGGCUCGUCUGCCGGAAUUUAAGCGACGUUAUGAGACGCGCUUAACGCGCGGGCCCUCUCGCUUGCAAGCAAGGUUAAUGCGCACGAUGGCUGUUGAGAAAGGUGUAUGUUGGUGUCCGCUGUUCGUCCUCCUCACUCUGACAUGCAUCUCCUCUCACUCAUGGACGCCCCAGAAUGAAGGCAGAAAACUGUUCGGCGGCUACACGAUAGUGCCGAAGGCGUGCCGGCCUACAAUGCCUCCGCGCGUCAAGUCGAGCGAGCCGGCGAUAUGCAUGUUCAAUUACGAAUGCACGCGACGCAAUGGCGAGGUCGUCGGCGCCUGCAUGGACGGCUUCCUCUUCGGUGCGUGCUGCCAAUUACCGCCGAGGAGCCCGGCGAACGGAAACGGCGACUUGCCCGCCACCGAAGAGCUCCUAGGCCUGCACCAGAUCGACCACGUACCCGACAUACCCAUCCUGUUGAACCCAGACGGCACACCGGUCGGCAUGUCGCUACCGCCGAGCGGCGAGAUCACGAAGACCGACAAGCCGAGCGUCUCGAAUCACUUGAACGGCGCCGAGACCACGUACACGAAGAUCUCCAGCUCGAAUCAGGCCUCGAUGUCGCACGAUGACGCGACGAGCAAUCCUGAGAAGACGCCCGUGCAACCGGACGUCAGCCACUUGGCCGAGGACUUCCCGGCUCUUCUGGGCCAGCAGGAGGUCAUCGACGACCUGCGACUGCCGGGAUUGUUGACUCAUUCGGAUUCCAAUAACGACAUUCAGGACCACCAAGACCUCUCCGCGAUGAACCCGGUCACCACGUUGUUGAGCCCUGACCAGAUUCUGCAGAUAGCGGACCCCGUGGAUCAACUACCGGCGCUGUUCUCCCAAGGGAUCAGCAAGAACAACCAUAGCGAUCCGGAGACGAUACUGCUGAACGAGAACGGCACGAUGCUCGAAGAGCCGCACAACCCGGACGAGAUCUUCCGACCCGUCACCGAGACGUCGGUCGACAAAAAGGUCACACAGGCUGGCGGCAGCACGUCGUCGGGCGCUUGGAUUAAAUUCACCGAACGGCCGUCGUCUCCCAUUGUCAAGUCGACGUCUAUAUCAACGCAAGGUCCAAAGUCAUCAACAACGCCGAUGAUGACGAGGAUGCCCGUGGUGACCCAGAUGUACGCGAAUGCGCAGAGAAUUACGAGCGACCCGUCUAGCACGCAGCUGACCAUGACCAACACCUACGAGAAGCUGAGUACAAUCGAAAAGAAGGUGUCCACGAGAAUAGCGACCGACACCAACUCAAUAGCGCUCGAGGUCACCACGCCGAUGAGCGUGUCAAGCGCGAAGGACGACGAGUUGGUGAAGGUGCCGACCGUCGCCUACGAUGGCAUGCAACAUACGUCUGGCAACAAGAAGAAGGACGACGUGCUCGACAAGGAGGAGAUCGCCAUUAAUCACAUCAUCUCUAUUUUGAAUGACACGACACCGAACUCGGACGUGUCGGUGACGCUCCAGAUGCCCAGCUCUUCCCCCGUUCAGGCUUGGGUGAGCAUCGACGAGACGUCCAAACCCACCCAUACCAAGAUCACCUCUUUGAACUACCGUCCCACGACUCCCGCAACCCCCGCCAUCCUCUCGACCUUCCCUUACACCUUCUACAAGCCCGGCUCGCUGCACAGGCCAUCCUCGACGUACUACAAUUACGAGCUGGUUCCUACGCCCGGCAUCGAGACCACCUACGUGUCGCAGCCGAGCUCCAGUAACAUAUACGCCUCGCGGCCCUCCACGCAAACGACUUACGGUGCCUCCAGCAGCUUUGGCUACUCUAAACGACCUACGACGAACCCUCCGGCGCCGACGGUGAUAGUUCUCGGGCCGCUCGGUACGGAAUUCACCACGGAGACGACCCAGAAGCCGGCCACGAGGAAGCCCUCGAGCGGGAGCACCAAACCAGUCUCCAGCUCGAUUAAGACCACGCCUGUCAGACCCACCAUCGUCAGCACCAAGAAACCCAGCGUAUCCACCACGAUCACUCACAACAUCAGCACCGUCAUUUCCAACACCGCCAACAACAACGUGGUCUCCACCAGUUACAUCAGCGUCAACCUCAAGGAUGACACCAGCAGUGCGAAACCCAGCGUCGACAUCAGCACCGAGUCGAUCCAAACGUUGACGAGCACGAAGACCCGGCCGAGCACGAGGAAACCCGUCAUCUGGACGACGAUCUCCUCAUGGUCCGAAAAGCCGACGUUCAAUCUGAGACCGUCGACGCCCGGCCUCAGCUGGUCGAAUGUGAACCUGACGCCGAUCAACACGAUAGUGCUGAAAGGCACGACAGACCGUACCGAUGAUCGUGACUCCACGAGGUUCACCACCGUCGCACCCUGCGACGACGAGACGGCGGCGCCCGACGACCUGAUCAAUUUCCCGCCAGUGCGCAAUCCGAAUCUCAACAUCUCCGUGCCGAUCUCGCAGCAGGAGAAGCCUACGAUCGUCGAGACGUACAACAACACCGGCUACCCGGACAUCGAGUUGAUCAGCGAGAACGACAUCCCGACGCCCACGUUCAUCGAGGAUGACGUUCUGACGAACAAGGUGGACGCUUUCGUCAACAAGAUUAUCGAGUCGCUACAGGGCAACUUCCAGAGUUUAAGCGACGUAGUCUACAUCCGCAAUGGCACCACAACGACUUCGGUGACACCCGCGACCGUGACGAAACGACCGACGGUCGGAGCGAGUAGCACGACGAAGAAACCGACGCGAAGAGCCACGACUCGACCACCAUCUUCCUCGGUGACGACGAAGAAGCCAUCGGUGACCACAAAGAGACCUACUCGUGCGACUCAGAGACCGUCGUCGGCUGAGAAACCAACGCGUCCUACUAAAGUGACUACUUCCAAACCUAAACCGAGCACGUUGCAGAGCGUUACGACCAAGAAACCUCAGACGACGACAAAACGUCCGAAACCGACCAGAAGAGUCACCACUCCGUCGCCCAGCAGCACGGAAACGACCAUACUCGAAGAACAGAGUCUGAACGCGACCGAAAGCAACGCCGCGGAGGAGACCAACACGCCAGAAUUUCGGAAUCAAUGCGGCAUGAGACCCCUAAUAUCGAGGGCGGGAAAAAUAGUCGGCGGAAAGGGAGCAAUGUUCGGAGAAUGGCCAUGGCAGGUAUUGGUUCGCGAGGCUACCUGGCUCGGUCUGUUCACGAAGAAUAAGUGCGGCGGUGUACUUAUCACCGAUAAGUACGUGAUAACGGCGGCCCAUUGCCAACCGGGCUUCCUGGCGUCCUUGGUCGCCGUGUUCGGCGAGUUCGACAUCUCGGGCGAGCUGGAGUCGAAGCGCAGCGUGACGAAGAACGUGCGCCGCGUGAUCGUGAACCGCGGCUACGAUCCGGCGACAUUCGAGAAUGACCUGGCGCUUCUCGAGCUGGAGACGCCGGUGCAAUUCGACGAGCACAUCGUGCCGAUCUGCAUGCCGGACGACGGCAUCGACUUCACCGGUCGAAUGGCCACGGUGACAGGCUGGGGCCGGCUCAAGUACAAUGGUGGCGUACCGUCGGUGCUGCAAGAGGUCCAGGUGCCCAUUAUGGAGAACUCCGUCUGCCAGGAGAUGUUCCAAACCGCCGGCCACUCGAAGCUGAUUCUGGAAAGCUUCCUCUGCGCCGGCUACGCCAACGGCCAGAAGGACUCCUGCGAGGGUGACAGCGGCGGCCCGCUGGUCAUGCAGCGACCGGACGGCAGGUGGUUCCUGGUCGGGACCGUUUCUCAUGGCAUAAAAUGCGCGGCCCCGUAUCUACCGGGUGUGUACAUGAGGACGACCUACUUCAAGCCCUGGCUGCACAGCAUCACCGGCGUGUGAGGGGCUCUCCCUUCCCUUCGGUUGAGUCGCGUAUUACGUGACGUAUCACGCAAGCGGCACCAGUUUGCCAUUUUGUAUAAAUGUACAAAGGAAUACUAAUUUAUUUCCCCAGUCUCGGGAUAGAGCGUACGAAAGCAAUUAAGUAACACGCCCACGGAGGAAGCCGGGGGGGAGGGCUUUUCGUCCCUUCGGCUCUUCGGAUUCUUAAGUAACAACGAGACCUCGCUCCUUCUCCUCGCACGCUGUCGCGUGCGCGUCUUCUUAUUAUUAACAUCAGCGGAAGUGUAAACGCGCUCAUAACACACAAGCGACAAUCUCGCGCAUCUCGUCUGAAUACGAGCGACGAGAAAGAAGAGAGAGAGAGAGAGAGAGAGAGAGAGAGAGA